AUGUUUCAGAAGUUGGUAAUUCUAUCCGGAAUCCUCAUGUCCGCCGCCUGCAUGGUGCUACACCAGCCGCCCUUGCCCCUCUACCUACCGCUGCAGUAUCAAGAGCCGACGCCCAAUUACAACUUCGCCUACGAAGUCAACGACGAGCACACCGGAGACUACAAGAGACAGCAGGAGAGUCGCAGGGGGGACGCUGUUCUUGGCCAGUACUCACUGCUGCAGCCGGACGGAAUCACGAGGACUGUGGAAUACAGAGCGGACGACCACACUGGAUUUAACGCGGUGGUGAACAACGUUGGAAGGCCGAACAACGUCCAGCAGGAGAGACAAGAGGAGAAUAGCAACACCGAAGCUAACAGGAGGCCCGACGAGCGACAAUCCCGACCCGAGCAGAGCUGGCAGACUUCUAACGACCAGCAGGUCCCCAGGUCCCCUUCGACCAUUUCCCACACAUCUCUCAUUCAACAUGUUCUUCGGAACUUCUCG
Molecule: messenger RNA, 486 nt
Organism: Iphiclides podalirius (scarce swallowtail)
Lineage: Eukaryota; Metazoa; Arthropoda; Insecta; Lepidoptera; Papilionidae
Source: the annotation of a GenBank genome assembly